Scatophagus argus is the source of this 2071-nucleotide messenger RNA. RefSeq names its product serpin peptidase inhibitor, clade F (alpha-2 antiplasmin, pigment epithelium derived factor), member 2b (gene serpinf2b). The transcript has 10 exons. Gene Ontology annotation, biological process: negative regulation of endopeptidase activity. NCBI's taxonomy places the organism in Eukaryota, Metazoa, Chordata, Actinopteri, Scatophagidae. Gene Ontology annotation, molecular function: serine-type endopeptidase inhibitor activity. The record is from RefSeq and is a predicted model, not a curated record. Bases 269 to 1717 code for a protein of 482 amino acids.
GAUUACAAACAAAUAGUGGCUUAAACGAGGCCCCAAUCAAUGCAAGUUGAUAUUUAACUGUUUGCUGAGCAAGUGCCAAUCUUUUACUCUCAGGAAUUCUGCCAUCAGCAGUCACUUAGUCGCUCCUUUUUUGGACAAGGCAGCAGGUUUUUUUCUAAUUUAAAUUUAAGGCAUAAUUCCAGAUGAUCAGGGCGACUAAGUAGAAUCAAAGUCUUUGAGACCUGCAUUACAGCAACAAAACUAUAAACAGAAGAUAAGUUGCAAGGACAUGGACCUUCAUCUGACACUCCUGCUGAUCUGUCUUUGCAGCCAAGCAGUCACUUAUGCUGAAGUGGCAGACAAUGAGUCAAUCCCUUUGGUGCCUCUCAUUCCUUUGAUGCCCAGCCACCCCAUAGAGAAAGUAGAAAAUGAAAGUACACCACAACCACCAACUGCACAUAUCACAGAAGCACCUAUAAUUGCAACAACCAUAAGUAGCGGGCCCAAUGGGAGUUCAUCAGAGGAGAAAGAAGAUGAGGACUGUUGGCCUAUUGGGCGAAGCCCACACUCCAGGGAGGCCAUUGCUGCUGCCAUUCAAAAACUUGGUGUGCAGCUGCUGCAGAACCUGGAGACGACGCCUGAGGAGCCGAAUGUCAUCAUAUCUCCCUUCAGCAUAUCAUUAGCACUCUCCCAGUUGACUUUAGGUGCAGCAAAUGAGACACAGGAGCUGCUGAUGCAUCAUCUCCAUGAAAACACUCUCCCCUGCUACCACGAGUCUCUGCAUAAUGUCUUAGAGCAGCUCAGAAACACUGACCUGCAGAUUGCCACACGUAUCUUCCUGCGCCAAGGGUUUCAGCCAAAACAGAAGUUUGUUGAUGAGUCUCAGCGGUUAUAUGACUCGGAGCCAGCAGUCUUGGAGAGCCUGCAGCAGAUCAAUGACUGGGUGCACAACUCAACUAAUGGAAAAAUGACUGACUUCCUGUCUGCCUUACCACCCAAUCUGCUCCUCAUGCUCAUUAAUGCUGUUCAUUUCAAAGGAGAGUGGAAAGCCCGAUUCGACCCACGCUUUACCUCUAGAGGCGUGUUCUACCUUGACGACAAACGCAUGGUUGAUGUUGAAGUGAUGGAAGACGCUAAACAUCCUUUGAGUUUAUUUAUUGAUAAUGAACUGGAGGCUCAGGUAGCGAGUUUCCCAUUCAUGAAGUCCAUGAGCUUGUUGGUGGUCAUGCCUAUGUCUGGUGAGGUGAAUGUGUCUUCACUUUCCACAAAGCUGAAUCUCUCAGAUCUGUAUAAUCGUCUGCCAAAGGAGAAGGCCAUUCAAGUUAAAGUUCCUAAAUUUAAGCUGGAGUAUGCUCAAGAGCUAAAGGAUGUUUUUUCCAAACUGGGCCUAGGAGAGGUGUUUUCUAGUCCCAACUUGGCUGAAAUGGCAGACGGCCCCUUGCUGGUAUCCAGUGUGAUGCAUAAGUCUAGCAUGGAGAUUAAUGAGGAGGGUGCAGAGGCUGCUGCAGCCACCACUGUGGUCAUCUCACGGGCAUCCAGCCCUGUUUUCCACCUGAUCCAACCUUUCUUCUUUGCCCUGAUGGAUGAUGUGACUCAAGUGCCAAUCUUCAUGGGUGUCAUCAACAACCCAAAUCCUGGAGCUCCUGUUUUGCAGAGGGGAGAACUCGGCAGCAAAGAUAAAGUGGGAUUCCCAAUUGAUAAAAAUCAUGUUGGCUCAUUUGGAGGCCCACCUAAGUAAGGACUAAUACAUGCACUGCCCAGACCAAGACCUCUAUGAUUGUACAGAUUAAAUGUACAGUAUCACAUAGCUCGAUCAGCAUGUGUGUGGAAACAGAUGCUUCAUAUGUGUCUAUUUCACUGUCAAAUAAACACACAAAAUAGCCCAGUAUCCCAUGUGAAGAAAAGCACUUAUUUCUUUUAAAAAUAUAUUUCAUGACAUUUCCUGGUGAAGAAACUUUUAAAAUUAUGAUAUGAUGCAAGAAAUUUCCAAAUGUAAGGACCUUUUCACAGCAUGACUGCACAAUUUUGUAUGUAGUUAAAGUUGUUUUUAAAAAGAUUACAUGUAAUGGGAUAAUAAAGUGAAGUAAUAAAG